Drosophila mauritiana is the source of this 2752-nucleotide messenger RNA. RefSeq names its product mitochondrial import inner membrane translocase subunit TIM44. Gene Ontology annotation, molecular function: protein-folding chaperone binding. The record is from RefSeq and is a predicted model, not a curated record. The transcript has 3 exons. Gene Ontology annotation, cellular component: mitochondrial inner membrane. The coding region runs from base 185 to 1741 and encodes 518 amino acids. Gene Ontology annotation, biological process: protein import into mitochondrial matrix. Lineage: Eukaryota; Metazoa; Arthropoda; Insecta; Diptera; Drosophilidae.
UAUAUAUAUAGAUAUGUGUGUUGCAAUGAAUACUUGCGAUACAUGUAAUAAAAAUCCUUUUCGCUUAUAUCUAUCGAAAAGUGCGGAAUGUCAAAAUUUAAAAUGUUACAAUGAAUGUGUAGCCGACGACGAAAGUGUUCCUUGCUAUUUCCUUUAGCAAGAUUUAAAUUUAGAUUAAAUUCUAAUGAUACGAUUGACAAUUCGAAAUUCAAAGUGUUCUUUUUCAAAAUUUAGUAAAGAUUGUAUAUCAAUUGUAGAUAUAUCGAAAUUUUUCGGCCGCAAACGAUCAUUUUACGAAAUGAGGGCGACCAGUUGCAGAUCAAUUCCAUUCAUCAACUUUCGGAUUGUAAGAUAUCUCUAUCGGCCACGACGAUUAAACAAGUAUUACGAUAUUUACAGAAUAGCUGCCCUUGCGCGGGAUCGCGCCUGUCUCUUCACGUGCCAGCAGGCCUCUCAGAACCUGCAACAGCAGCAGGUUAGAGUUUGGCUUAUACAACCCCAUGGCGCAACCGGUCUAAGUCAUGACUUUACUCCCCAGCCCCGCUUUUAUAGUGCGCCAGGUCGCAGGGCCGGCUUCUUCUCGCAGUUCUUCGACAACAUGAAGGCGGAGAUGGAUAAGAACAAGGAGAUCAAGGACAAUAUCCGAAAGUUCCGUGAGGAGGCCCAGAAGCUAGAAGAAUCGGACGCCCUGAAGUCAGCGCGGCAAAAGUUUAACAUUGUCGAAUCGGAGGCACAAAAGUCGUCUAGCAUGCUGAAGGAGCAGCUGGGCGCCAUCAAGGAGCGUGUAGGUGAUGUUCUAGAGGACGCCAGCAAAUCCGAUCUGGCCAAAAAGGUUACCGAGGAGCUCUCGAAGAAGGCUAGGGGGGUCAGCGACACGAUCUCGGACACCAGUGGCAAGCUGGGCCAGACCAGCGCUUUCCAGGCCAUCUCUAACACGACGACGACCAUCAAAAAGGAGAUGGACAGCGCAAGCAUAGAGAAUCGUGUCUAUCGUGCUCCUGCCCAGUUGCGCAAGCGCGUCCAGCUCGACAUGAGCGAUAGCGAUCGCGUUGUGGAGCCCAACACGGAAGCCACUGGUAUGGAGCUGCACAAGGACUCCAAGUUCUACGAGUCGUGGGAGAACUUCAAGAACAACAAUACCUACGUGAACAAGGUGCUUGACUGGAAGGUUAAAUACGACGAGUCUGAGAACCCUGUGAUCCGUGCCUCCCGCCUGCUGACCGACAAAGUGUCCGACGUCAUGGGCGGACUCUUUUCAAAGACGGAGCUUUCGGAAACGAUGACGGAGCUGGUGAAAAUCGAUCCGAGCUUUGAUCAGAAGGAUUUCCUCCGCGAUUGCGAAACGGACAUCAUUCCAAAUAUUCUGGAAUCGAUUGUCCGUGGCGACCUGGAGAUUCUGAAGGACUGGUGCUUUGAGAGCACUUUCAAUAUUAUCGCAAAUCCCAUUAAGGAGGCUAAGAAGGCCGGCCUGUACCUGGACUCCAAGAUCCUCGACAUCGAGAACAUCGAACUGGCAAUGGGCAAGGUCAUGGAGCAGGGCCCGGUACUGAUCAUCACGUUCCAAGCCCAGCAGAUCAUGUGCGUGCGGGACCAGAAGAGUCAGGUCGUCGAGGGCGAUCCGGAGAAGGUGAUGCGGGUGCACUACGUCUGGGUGCUGUGCCGCGACCGCAACGAACUCAACCCCAAGGCUGCCUGGCGGCUGAUGGAGCUGUCCGCCAACAGCUCAGAGCAAUUUGUUUAGCGCGCUGCCACGCCUUUCUUUUUUACCGAGCCGUUUAAGUUUCCCUCAUUUUCUCAUCCAAAAAACAAACGAAAAGAUUACUGGACACUGAGCAUUGACGACGAACUGACCACGAACUCGACCCGCAGGAAUCUAUCAAGUGUGUACAAAGGUUUCGUUUUCGAUUGCUUUGAAAGUUUUGUCCGCCACUAGUCAACUGCGUCCGCCCGGCAGGGGCUGCUGGUCGGUCCCGUGAACGAUUCCCCCACGAAUUCCGGGCACAGCAGACUGCCGGCUCCGGCGCGGCUCAUCCCCCAAAAUGACGCCCCGGUUGGCCGUUCCUUGCGGCCACGCCCCCCGCCGGCCCACUUCCGGCUAGCACGGAAGCAGUGUCCGGUGCGGGGAUUGGCCGUCGGGAUCGUGGUUCCUCCGCUGGUGUCCUGGCCAAAUCUAUAACGUUGAAGCUUAAAGUGCAACCGCCGGUGUAUAAGGCGUAUAAGUAGUGACCAUAAGCAAAUUGUUGAGUGUAGUUGAGUUUAGGUAUUUUAAGGCCCCUACCCCUCCUGACAACCACCCACCCCCCCCCACCAUACCCCUUCUCUUGUAAAUAUGGAAUUCGCUCGGGGCAGCUUGGGCAUCGUAAAUUGACUGUACACACAGAAUCCAAAGAGUUGUAUGUACGUACACAUCGAGCGCCACUCAGAAUGUCUAGAAAAAUAAAAAUACUUCAAUAUUUUUACAUGUACCACUUAAGCAGCUGGCGAAUUCUUGAGAAAUAAGUGUUAUCUUACCUUACCCUAAUCACAGACAUCCAAGUUUAUGGUUGCCCAAUGGAUUGGGCAUCCGUAAGCGCCACUUGCUACCAAGUGGGCAAAAUAAAAAAUCCAAUACUUUUACAUAAUCCAUUUUUAAAACAUGGAAUGCUUUAUUUUAAUUUCACCUUGAUUAAUAAGUAGCACGAGUACCAUACACUUGCUGUUUUGAGGGAGAAAAUAGUUUGUUGCUCAAAUAAAAAUGUUUGAAAAUACCUAA